AUCAGCUCCCCGGGAGGGUCCACCCAGAGCUCGAGAACAAGAGCGUGGCGCCGCAGGCGAUGGACAUGGAGAGCAAGCAGUCCCAGCGCAAGGAUAUCGAUGGCGGCAGGUUCAAGCAGAACGAGGCGACCAUCAAGUAGAUGAUGCACAGGGAGAUCUCGGAUCUGAAAACGGAGCUGGCGGCCGAGGCGGCAGCCAGAGCCGCGGCGGAAUCCGAAGUGAAGCAGUUGCAGCAGCAGGUCGUGACAUUGCACGCCAAGCUGGACAGCAACGUGGCGACGGCCUCCGAGGACAAUGGCAUGGUCGCAGGGCGCGAAACCGAGCUUGAGGCCGUGAGGGCGACACUGACUUCUGCGACCAUGGGCACCGAGCACCGGGCGCAGCAGCGGAAGCUAGACGAGGUCAAGAGCGACGUCGCCGAGGCCUGCCAGCAGGCUCUCGACCUGGCGGAG
Messenger RNA from Prorocentrum cordatum, 452 nucleotides. Lineage: Eukaryota; Dinophyceae; Prorocentrales; Prorocentraceae. The record is from the annotation of a GenBank genome assembly.